Oncorhynchus tshawytscha (Chinook salmon) is the source of this 12744-nucleotide messenger RNA. RefSeq names its product serine/threonine-protein kinase/endoribonuclease IRE1-like. Gene Ontology annotation, cellular component: IRE1-TRAF2-ASK1 complex. The record is from RefSeq and is a predicted model, not a curated record. Gene Ontology annotation, biological process: IRE1-mediated unfolded protein response; mRNA processing; protein phosphorylation. Gene Ontology annotation, molecular function: RNA endonuclease activity; ATP binding; protein serine/threonine kinase activity. NCBI's taxonomy places the organism in Eukaryota, Metazoa, Chordata, Actinopteri, Salmoniformes, Salmonidae.
ACAUAUUCAUUUCAGGAAGAUGCAAGUUGGACUGGCACAGAGCCAGAGACACUUGAUUACCGAAGCGAGAAGAGUAGCAACGCCACAGACAAACUGAAAUGUUUUGAUAUCGUAACUCUUUGGGAAUGCCUCUUUAAAACUUGGUUGUAUCGACGCAUUGCAUUCUAUGUAACUCGUACUACCCCGUCUGGACUGUAUGAUGGACUGGACGGUUAGCAGUCGGGCCCUAUUGUGGUGCAUUUUCACGUUACUGUGUAGUAUUGACCCACUUCAAAUGAGUUUCUGCCGCGCCAGCACUGUCUCCCUCCCCGAAAGCCUGCUCUUUGUGUCCACCCUGGAUGGAAACCUACACGCCGUCAGCAAGAAAUCAGGCUCUAUCAAAUGGACGCUGAAAGAGGAUCCUGUUCUGCAGGUUCCAACGCAUGUGGCAGAGCCAGCUUUUCUGCCUGACCCUAAUGAUGGCAGCCUGUACUCUCUAGGAGGGAAGAACAACGAGGGACUGACAAAACUGCCUUUCACCAUACCUGAGCUGGUCCAGGCGUCACCCUGCCGCAGCUCUGACGGGAUCAUCUACAUGGGUAAGAAGCAGGACCUGUGGUACGUGGUGGACCUGUUGACAGGGGAGAAGCAGCAGACCCUCACUUCCUCCUUUGCUGAGAUGCUGUGUCCCUCCUCCUCCCUGCUCUACCUGGGACGCACCGAGUACACUAUCACCAUGUACGACACCAAGAGUAGAGAGCUCCGCUGGAAUGCCACCUACUUCGACUACGCCUCCACGCUGCCUGACGACGACACCAGAUACAAGAUGGCCCACUUUGUCUCCAAUGGUGACGGGCUGGUGGUGACAGUGGACAGUGAGUCGGGUGACGUCCAGUGGAUCCAGAAUUACAACUCCCCCGUGGUGGCCAUGUACAUAUGGCAGCGCGAGGGCCUGCGCAAGGUGCCUCUCACCAACGUCGCUGUGGAAACGCUGCGCUACCUCACCUUCAUGUCAGGCGAGGUGGGCCGCAUCACACAGUGGAAGUAUCCCUUCCCCAAGGAGAAGAAGCCCAAAAACAAGCUCAUGGCCACACUCUACGUAGGCAAGUACUCCACCAGCCUGUACGCAUCGCCCUCCCUGGUGCAUGAUGGGGUCACGGUCGUGCCCCGCGGCAGCACCUUCCCCAUGCUGGAGGGUCCUAACAGCCAGGAGUUAACAAUGGAGGAGGAGUGUGUGAUCACCCCCAGGACCAGCGUCAAAUUCAACUCUGCCCUGAGGGAACGCAACCGCAUCAACUUCAUGAGGAACCACCUGCUCCUCAUAGGUCAUCAUGAGACGCCUCCUGAUGCCCAUAACAAGAUCCUGGAGAAGUUCCCUGACAGUAUCCCACGCCAGCAGGGCAAUGUCAUCCCCCCCACCACAGAGAAGACCCUAGAGGAGAAGGUGAAUGAGAGUGACAUGGGAGAAGGCCCCACUGUGCCCCAGCCCCCGGCGGUCACCUCCAUCCAGGAGCAGCCGGGGCGAACCUCACAGGUGAGGGUGGAGGCCCCUGUGGACUCUAUGCUUAAAGACAUGGCCACCAUCAUUUUCAGCACCUUCCUCCUGGCUGGCUGGGUAGCCUUCAUCAUCAUCUACCCCAAGAGUGUUCACAAACAGCAGCAGCUGCAGCAUGAACAGUUCCAGAGGCAGUUGGAUGAGCGGCUGGAUCUCCUGAGGAGACAGCCGUUCUCUCCCCCAGGGACCGACCUGCCCCUGCUGACCCCGGACGCUGACUCAGACCACAGCAGUCCCAACGGCACCCCCAACAUCACCCCCCGUGCAUCCAACCACUCCAACCUGUCUGUGCCCGAGCUGGGCAGCUCCGCCAACGAGCACGAGGACGGCGAUGAGGACUCCAACAUGGUCAGAGUUGGAAAGAUAACGUUCCGACCCAAAAAUGUUUUGGGGCACGGUGCAGAGGGAACCAUCGUGUAUAAGGGUCAGUUUGACAACCGUGCCGUGGCAGUCAAGAGGAUCCUCCCAGAAUGCUUCAGCUUUGCUGACCGUGAGGUGGACCUGCUGCGCGAGUCGGACGAGCACCCCAACGUCAUCCGUUACUUCUGCACAGAGAGGGACCGCCAGUUCCAGUACAUCGCCAUAGAGCUGUGUGCCGCCUCACUGCAAGAGUAUGUGGAGAGACAGGAUUUUGAUCGGCAUGGACUGGAGCCUGUGAUGCUGCUGCAGCAGACCAUGUCAGGACUGGCACACCUGCACUCCCUCAAUAUAGUGCACAGAGACCUGAAGCCCCACAACAUCCUGGUGUCCAUGCCCAACGCCCACGGUCGGGCGCGGGCCAUGAUCUCCGACUUUGGCCUGUGUAAGAAGCUGGCGGUGGGCCGACACAGCUUCAGCAGGAGGUCCGGGGUGCCCGGCACUGAGGGGUGGAUCGCCCCAGAGGUCCUCAGUGAGGACUGCAAGGACAACCCUACGUGCACGGUGGACAUCUUCUCUGCAGGCUGUGUGUUCUACUAUGUGGUGUCCUGGGGAUGUCAUCCCUUUGGCAAGUCUCUGCAGAGGCAAGCCAACAUACUGCUGGGAGCCUACAGCCUGGACCAGCUACAGCCCCACAAACAUGAGGACAUCGUGGCCACAGACCUGAUAGAACAGAUGCUGAGCAUGGAGCCCCAGAGGAGGCCUUCUGCUGAGAGCGUGCUCAAACACCCCUUCUUCUGGAGCCUGGAGAAACAACUGAUGUUCUUCCAGGACUUGAGUGACAGGAUAGAGAAGGAGCCGCUGGACGGACCAAUCGUAAGGCAGUUGGAGCGAGGGGGGCGGGCCGUGGUGAAGCUGGACUGGAGGGAGCACAUCACAGUGCCUCUACAGACCGACCUACGCAAAUUCCGGUCGUAUAAAGGAGGGUCUGUCAGAGAUCUUCUCCGUGCCAUGAGAAACAAGAAGCACCAUUACAGGGAGUUACCAGCAGAGGUCCAGGAGACUCUGGGCUCCAUCCCUGAUGACUUUGUCUCCUACUUCACCUCCCGCUUCCCCCACCUGCUGCACCACACCUACCUGGCCAUGCGCACCUGUGCCCACGAGAGGUCAUUCCUUCCCUACUACUCCAGCUCAGAGCAGCUCUCCUGGAUACGGACUCCCUACACACACCCCGAGACCACCCCUCCGCUGCAGACACACACGUCGCAGCCAGAGGAACCCACACCGUCAAACACAGUACCCUCACAGCCUGUGAUGGGGUCGAGCACAAUUCCAUCCACAGCACCCAUACAGUCAGUGACCGUAUCAGACUCCACACCCAUACAGUCACUGUCAAUCACAACAACCCCCCCACAGUCAGUGCCAACCACAUUACCAGCAGAGCCAGUAUCAUCCACAUCAUUACCAGUCCAACCAGUACUGCCUACAUCAUCCUCAUCCACACUGCCAGACCUGCCUCCACAGACAGUGUUGCCCUCAGAACCCCCCACACAGUCAGAAACCCCCGUUACAGAUCCCAUCCCACCUGAGCCACACAUACUGCCAGUGCCACAUCCAGCCACACCGGACACGGAGCCUGCCUGAGAGCCGAUGAGGGGUGGUAGAUGAGUGCUGCACAGAGGAGCAUUGCCUUAAGAGUGGACACAUACGGGUGCUUUGUUGCUCUGUCCUGUGCUGGUGAGGACCAGGCCUGCAGUGCCUGGGAGCUGCCGACAGGGGGAGCAGCAGCCCAAACCAAGUGCCUUUCCUGCUCGACUGAGACAAAAUGGCUCCGAAUGGAAUCGUCCCAAUGUCCCUCAAAGCAUCAAGAAGCCAGGGCUGAAAUGAGCUAGUGGGGGCCGUAAUGUGUAGUACAGAGAGGAUCUGUUUUAUUUGCAAUGGAGUCCCUCCUAAUGUCAAGUAUUCAAGUAUUGUUGGGCACAAAAUACUUGGCAAAGCAAGGGAGGAAUUCUUCUGUUGAUGUUGUUGAAAGACAAGUUGACAAUGGUAGUUUUACUGUGGAAUCUUAUUUCUCUUAAUGAGCCUAUUCACUGUAAAGAGGUGUAUAUUAUUGUAUAGGUGAUGACUUGAUAAUGACUAUCGUUGAAAAUCAUGGGAUGUGGCCAUUGUGCCUUUUUAAAUAACACUGUGUUAUGUGUGUGAGCUCUGUGAGGGUAGAUGUGUCUGGAAUAGUUUUGCUUGCUGCUGCAGAUGCUGCUUUUCUCUCUUGAAUCAGUACUAUUUCAGUGCCUGUCUUCCUGUGCAGGCGAAGGCAGAUAGUCCAAAGGGUGUUUGAACUAAACACUGGUAAAAGCAUAAUGUGUUUAUCUUUUCUACUUUUAUCUCUGAUAGCUUUGUGCUGUACAUAAGGCAAUAUGUGAUCUGAUUUGUGUUUUUAUUGCAGGACAUCACCCAAAGUCUUGUUUGCUUGACCUCUGACACACGAGGCCUUUACUAAAAUUGGUUCAGCUACAAGUCAUGACAGGAUGAUUACAGAAAACAUUCACUUCACAUUCUGGUUUUUGCUGUCUGAGGAAUGGUGUUUUCUCUCAUCCUAGCUUUGAUGAAUGAUGAUCCAAUGCAACAUGUUUUAUUCAAUCAUAUUGUCUGUAUAAUGAAUGGCAGUUAAAUAGGUCUUCAUUUAUUACAUGAAUUAACUGUUAUAGUUUGUUAAUAUUUUAUUUUUUAAGUGGAAUACAUUUACUUCAGGUUUAUUUUGUACUGUUCAUUGUACAUCAAAAACCCCAAGAAUGUACAGUAUUUUGUCUAAUGCAAGCUGUUUAAAAUGAAGUGAAGAGGGUUUUGUGCACAAGUGAACAGUAAAUAUUUUGCAGUCUCGCCUGACGAUGCCUUUUAGUGUUAAGAUUUCAUUUCUAACAUGCCAUCCUGAAUGCAAGAAUAGUUUGUUUUAUGAUAUUCCAUUUUCAGUUUUGCAAUUGUCUCCUUUUGCCAACAUGUCUGCCAUUAUUGGAGUGAAAAUGCCAAAUUAAAUCAGCAUUAAUAUCUGUUACUGUGUUAGUUUGCAGAUAUUUUGAGCUUGUGGAACUAAUGCUGCAUUCAUAACCAAGUGGGAAGGUGGUAUUUACCAUAUACCGCCUGGGAAAAAUCCACUUGAACGCACCUACAACUUCUAAUUACUAGUGGGAAACUCACCGAUCAUCCCUGAUCUCGGCUUCUCCCACAUGCUGACCUCUGACAACACCUACGAAGGAAGAGACUUCACCAACAGCAGUUUCGGCAGUUAAAUGUAGCACAACAUUUUAUAAAAAGCAAUCUAUUAAUGUUUUUUAACUUGAAUUUGUUAACAACCAUGAAACCUGUACUUUUAGUUGGUGAAUUAUGAUUUGGUGUAACAAUGUAUGCAAACCCUUUUCUAUGCAACAGCCUCCUAUGUGUGUUUACCUGAUUUAGAUGUCUGUGUAUAUGAAUCCUUCUUCUUUUGUCCCUCCAUAGAAGCACCAUUACAGGGAGUUACCAGCUGAGGUCCAGGAGACUCUGGACUCCAUCGCUGAUGAAGGAAACCCACACCGUCAAACACAGUACCCUCACAGCCUGUGAUGGUGUCGAGCACAAUUCCAUCCACAGACCCCAUACAGUCAGUGACCGUAUCAGACUCUACACCCAUACAGUCACUGUCAAUCACAACAACACAACCAUAUUGGCAGUAUCAUCCACAUCCUUAACAGCCAAACCAGUACUGCCUACAUCACCCUCAUCCACACUGCCAGACCUGCCCCCACGGACAGUUGCCCACCCAGCCCUCAGAACCCUCCACACCCUCAGAAAUCCCCCCUACAAAUCCUGUCCCACCUGAACCACCAGUGCCACACAGGACACAGAGCCUGCCUGAAAGCCAGGUGAUGGGUACAGCACGGAGGAGCGUUGCCUUGGGGGUUUAGGCUGGGUUUCUGUAUAGCACUCUGUGACACCUGCAGAUGUAAAAAGGGCGUUUUAUAAAUACAUUUGAUUGAUUGCCUUACGAGUGGACACAUACUGGGGCCCUGUGGCUCUUUCCUGUGCGGGUGAGGACCAGGCCUGCAUUGCCUGGGACCUGCCGACGGGGCAGCAGCAGCCCAAACCAAGUGCCUUUCCUACUCUACUGAGACAAAAUGGCAUCAAGAAGCCAGGGUGGAAAUGAACUAGUGUGGGCAGAGAGAACCUGUUUUAUUUGCAAUGGAGUCCCGCCUUAUGUCAAGAAUUGUUGGGUACAAAAUACUUGGCAAUACAAGGGAGGAAUUCUUCUGUUUAUGUUGGAAGAUUUAAGUCAACAAUGGUAGUUUAACUGUACAACGUUCCCUCAGUGAGCCUUUUCACUGUAAAAAGGUGUAUAUUGUAUAUGUGAGUACUUGAUAAUGACUUGAUCAAUGAUAAUCAUAUGUGGCCAUUGUGCCUUUUUAAAUAACACUGUGUUAUGUGUGUGAGCUCUGUGAGGGUAGAUGUGUCUGGAAUAGUUUUGCUUGCUGCUGCAGAUGCUGCUUGUCUCUCUUGAAUCAGUACUAUUUCAGUGCCUGUCUUCCUGUGCAGUCAAGGAGAGAUAUUCCAAAGGGCGUUUGAACUGAACACUGGUAAAAGCAUGUGUUUCUUUUCUACUUUUAUCUUAUCUCUGUUAGCGUUGUGCUGUACAUCGGGCACAAAUAAAAUAAAUGUUUUAUUGCAGGGUGUCAGCCAAAGUUGUGUUUGUUUGAUCUCUUGACACACUAGGCAUAACCAAAACGUGUUCAGCUACAAGUCAUGAUAGGAUGAUUACAAUGUAUUCCCUUUACAUUCUGGGUUAUGGGCUUGAGUUUCUUUGUCCAUUCUUUGAUGGAGGAAUUAUAUUUAUUUUCUCUCAUCUCAUAUUCCUUAACGAGAAUUCAAUGCAACAUGUUUUAUUCAAUCAUAUCCAUUGUCAGUGAAUAACAUAUUAAUAGGUAUUUAAUGUAUUACAUUUAACUGUAAUAGUCUAAUAUUUUAUAAGCUGUUUUUAUGUACCGGUACUGUCCAUACUACACAGUUUCACAAUUUUCUAAUUUUGCAUUGCCAAAGAAUAUGCAGCUGUUUUAAGUGAAAAAGCCAAAUCCGCGUUAUAUUUGUGCCUUUUGAACUUUACAUUUUUGUCAGUUAUUCUUGGGACUAAGCAAACAUAAUACAUUCAUUAUUGCCUGUUAUGUAACGGACUUCCACUGCAAGCCUGAGCGGGUCCAUGCCAAGUUGCCAGUGUCUUAACUCUCCUUUUCUCCUAAACGAAACUUACGGAUAAAAACAAGCCCCCUCAUGACGUCGUUCCUCUGAUCUGAGGUAGUUCGUGUCCAUGUUUUUAGGGAGUGACUGAGCGUUCUAGCAUUCGACACAGCUAUCUAGUACAGCAGCAGAAAUCUACCAGUUGAAAAGAGUCGUCUUCUAUCACACCGAAUAUUCUAACGCAUGAAAGACGUGCGGCGAAUUAAGAGCUAAACUUAUUUCUGUUGGCAAUGGAACAAUUUAAAGAGAGAGGACAACAUCCCCGCCAACGUCUGGUUCAUCUUCGCCCGCUCAUUGACUGAUUAUGCAAGACCCUACACAGCAGUGAGCUCGUAGACUGAAGUGCAAUAAUGGCAGAGGAACCUGAUGAACUGCCUGUUGAAAAAUGGACUGACUCCAACGUGAGCUCUUGGUUAAGAACUAUUGGAGUGAAGGAGCAAUACAUCAAGAAUUUAUGAGGAAGAGGUAGAUGGGAGAAUUCUCCUUGUACUGACUGAGGACUAUCUGAGAAAAGAGAUUGGAAUGAAAUCAGGACCAGCUCUGUUGAUCAUCAGAAAGAGAAAUGAGCUUGUAGACACCAAACAGACAACUCGGGGCAAGGAAAAGCCUCAAAGUAGCAACAAUAGUGAACAGGGAAGUAAAAAGAAGAAGCAGGGAUCAGCUCCCCAGAUUCCAGAGACAGAUCAAGGUCUUUCAGAGGAAGAGAAACAAACUCAUCAAGGACAAUCUGUUGAGGACAAUGUGUUAACCACGAAGAGAGACUGCAAGCCACGGCCAUUUGGCAAAGAAGGCAUUGAUUUCACAUAUGUCAAACAUAGUGUUCUGCAACCUGAAUCUGGUGUAUUUGAUCUGAUAUCUCCCUGUCAUGAGUACAAGUCACUUGACAAUGCUGCCAAAUUGGACCGCACAAGACUACAGGCAAAAUUUGCCAAAGAGGUUCUCAAAUUCGGUACUGGCUGCAUGAAUAUCAGAUCAAAUGGCACAAUACACUUUGGUGUAAUGGACAGUAGGGAUGAUGCAGGCUAUGUGCAUGGUGAGAUAAUUGGUGUUCGGGUUUCUGAAAAAGAUAUAUAUGUUGAUGCAUUGGAUCACAUUGAGAGGAGUUUCUCCUCUCGCUCUGACAGUGAGCAUGUGCGACAGUGCAUACGUCCACCUCAGUUUAUUGAGGUCAUGGACAUAGAAAAAAGGUAUGUGGUGGAGGUUGAUAUUGUUCCCUCCAUAAGCAUUGUUAAGAACCGAGUGUACUCUGUUCGCCUGCCAAACUUCAAAGAGUCCUCUAACAAGAUUGAGCAUGAAAAGGAAACAAUCUAUCGCAGGGUAGGAUCAAAAACCGAGCCAGUGAGUGAUCAAAAUGACUUCUACCAGCGAGUCAGAGACAGAGAUGCCCAAAGAGAAGAGGCUGAGCAUUGUCGAUAUGUUAACACCCCAGACAUCUGCCAAGACCUCGGAAGGAAACUCACCAUGCUGAUAACCAGUGGCAAGAAAUUCAUUGAAAAGGAGAAAUGGUACAUUCUUGUCACUAACCAGUUCCAACCAGAUGACUUGAGCAGCAUUGCCUUCUUGCUCAACAUGAACAUUUUCUGUGUGUUCGAUUUUGACCCUGAUUCCAAAGUGUCAGGAUUGUGCAGUAAAUACAUUCAGCACCAUGCUGCAAAUAUGCAUUUCAUGCAGAACUACAAAAUAUCAAGUGGUAUGAGCAUUGGAGACUUUGUGAGCCAUUUGCAUUUGUUUGAGCAAACCAGCUGGAUCUUUUGCAACGGACGGAAUGAUUACAAAGGGAAUGAAAACCCCUGUGAUGAGAUGACAUGGAUCAAAACAAAAAUUACUCUCCUGAGGGAAUCUGUGUCAUUGAUCUGCAAACAGGUCUUGCCAAAAGGAGCAUUCCUGGUGGUCUUCCUUCUCACAUCCCCUGUUGAGAAACCACUUUUGCACACCUUCUAUGAGUUCUUCACAGAUAUGGAAGGCCAUGAAGACAUCAUUUGCAUCUCAGAAUCUGAGGAUAACUAUCAGAAAUGGCAAAGUUUUGCAGAGGGUUCAUGUGGAACAGAAACUGUGAACCGCUCCAGUGUUGUCGGGAUGAAAAUGAGCCAUGUUGAUGCGACACUGCAGCGAAUCCAACCUGUAACAUCUCGAGACACCAAACACUUGCCUAUCUACCUGAAAGGACAGUGCCUGCUUGAAACUCGUGACGAGGAAAGGAUGUAUUCCUUGGAAAUCCUGAGUGUCAAUCAUUGUGAUGAAACAAGCGAUGAUUACAUCAAGGCAGAAAAAGAAAACAUUGAAAGACAGUUCUACCACGGGGGAAGAGUGACCUGGUUGAAUUUCUGGCUUGCAGAGAAGAGGUUUGUUGGAGAAGUAAUUCAAAGGGAUGCAUACAGGGAGGUCUCCAAACUUCUCACUGACACUAUGAAAUGGGGCGUAGACAGACCUGUGAACAGUAUCAACAUCUACCAUCACCCAGGAAGCGGUGGAAGCACAGUGGGAAGGCAAGUGUUAUGGAACAAGAGGACAGACCUAAGAUGUGCUGUUGUGAAGCCGUCAUACUCCGCAGCCACUGUAUCUGAACAUGCUGUCCAGCUCAGAGAGUAUGAGGAAAAAGAUCCUGAGAAAUGUCUCCCAGUGCUCCUGCUGAUUGAGGACUGUGACAAAGAAUACCUUGAUGAGCUGAGGAAUGAAUUAGAGUUUGCCAUCAACACUAAGAAAAUCAAACAAGGAACACCAUGCUUCAUUAUGUUGAGCUGCAGACGAUCACAUAACCCAGAGAAGAUGUGCAAAGACUCACCAUUGCAGAAUGUAGCUGUCACUCACAAACUAUCAAAAGAAGAGAAGAGACAGUUUGCUGGGAAACGACAGGAGCUUGAAGAACAGUACCAGCCAGAAUUCAUUUUGACAUUCGUCUUGAUGAGUGAAGAAUUUGAACACCAGAAGAUUGUUGAGUAUGUUGCGCAAUUUGUGAAACAUUUGCUCCAAGACAUUGAUCAUGAAGCAGUUGUCACUCAGCUCAUUCGGUAUGUGGCAUUGCUCAACACUUAUGUUCAGAACUCAUUCAUUUCCCAGUCCCAUUGCGAAGCUCUGCUAGUAUUCACCAUUCAUAUGGAUCGAUUCCGCCAGCAUGCUUUUGAGAGAUCACUGAGUGAGCAGGCCAAACUUGUCUUCAUACAUCUGAGAGAUGACAAGACGCACAUUGAAUCAGUUCGAAUCAUUCAUCCACUUGUUGCAAAGGAAAUCCUUCAGCAGCUCCUUGGUGACCAAAAGCUGCAAAGUGGGUUGGCCAUGGACCUUCUCCACGAGGAUGUGCUUUUUGAGCACAGAUUUGGAAAAGAAGAUUAUGGGAAGUUCCUGCGAGCCCUGUUCAUGAGACGCUGCAGAGUAAGUAAAGGUGAUGAAUCAAACAGCUUUUUCUCUCCUCUCAUUGAACAUGUGAGUGAAAAGGAAACCCCUGACAAGGCAAUCGAGCUCCUCAAGGAGGCAUACAAACGCUUCAACAAAGAUGCAUUCUUUGCUCAGCAACUUGCUCGCCUGAAUUACUCCCAUGAGAAGUUUGAAGAGGCAAAAGAUUGGGCGGAGAUAGCAGCGAAACAAAUGCCUAACAACUCUUACAUUCUUGACACGAAAGGCCAGGUAUACAGAAGAUGGUUCAACGCCAAGUGUAAAGCAAUUGAGAAAGUACCAAAAACGGCAGAAAAUACAGCAGAUGCUGUUGAAACUGCGCUGAAAGCAAUGGAGUGUUUCAGAGAAUGUGAGAAAGCUGCUAUCUCGGACCUUGAAAACAUGAACAACAGUGGCUUUUUUGCUGCAGUUGAAGUUGGCUGCAGUCUGUUGAAGCUCGUAUUCUCAUUACGUGUUUUCUCAAGCAAAACGUAUGGCCAUUCAGAAUGUAUGAAGUACCUUCUCACUGAUUACAUUCCUGAGGAAGUGAAGAAGCCCUGGGAGAAUUUUCACAUCAAUUUGAAAGGCCUUCAAAUGACACUGCAUGAAGCCCUGGAGUGGAUCUCGGAGGACCUGAGUUACUUCCAGACAGACAUCAGUGCAGAUGAGGAGGAGACAAUUGAAAGUUCUGAGAUGAAAAUAAGCCAUCCAAUGACAUGGUUGGUAAGAAAAUCCUCUGAGUAUGGUAAAUAUUUCAGUGAUGCCUCUAACAGCAUUGCCCCAAAACUGUGCCAGUUGAACCCUGGCAGUUUAACUCCUUUCAUAAAACGCAUGACCAUUUACCGGCUUGGUGGGGGGAAUAUAACUUCAAUCUUCUCCCUUCUGACUGACCAGAAAGAAAGAGACCAAGUCAAAGUCCUAGAGAAUAUCAUAUCGCUCUACCCCAGCAACCCUCUGAUGGCCAGGCUGGAUCAAAUGGAUCUUGUCAAUUACAUAGCAGCUCAUAUUGCUCUGAGUUGCCUUACAACCCAAUCUCCAAAGUUGGUGGCUCUGAAAGACCUUCAGAAACUCAGUCAGCAGUUCCCAACAGAGAAACGGAAGUGCCUGUCCAGUGCUCUGUUCCUGCUCAUCUUGCUCUUCUGGCCAGAAGAUCAUAACACAGACCCUGAAAAAGAGACCAAAUACAACAUUGUUCUAUCAGCUGUUGAGUACCUCAAAAGGAGCUACUGGACCAAAAUGAAGGAUAUUCCACAAAGGAAGAAAAUUAUUUACACCCACUUUUUCCUGAGUAAUGGAAGUGGGUGGGACAAGAUUGUUCACAAAAGCAAGAUUGAAACGAUUACAAAGGUCCUCUCCAUCUCAGAAAAGAGAAUGAAGUGGUUCAGUGGGGAGGUGUGGAAAAUGCCAGAGAUGGCAAAACUGCUCAGGACUGUGUCUGGGUGGACAGAAGAUGGGAUAGUGUACCUUGAGGGCCCAAAAGAGAAGAAGUUCACUAUUCCUCAUCUGAAAGCAGCCUCCGUGCCCUAUGGCAAUGAAAACAUCACAUUCUACUUGGGGUUCACAUUUAGAGGACCUGUUGCGUACAACAUCACUGUGAAAAAGUAGGGUCGCCACUUAGACAAAUCCUGCCAGAAAAGGAGUCUUAUGGAAUAUCUCCUGAACAUUUUGGACCAACAUACCAAUGAAUUAAUAUGUUUUAGAGCGCAUUGUCAGAGGAAGACUGUGUGUGUGUGUGUGUGUGUACAAAAUUCAGUUUAGUGUCUUAAGAAUGAAGUAAAUUCUGCCUGUAAAAAAAUAUUUCACAGGGCAAAUGUAUGGAUAUUUUGCAUACCCUAAGUGUAAAGUUAUUUCUGUUUGAAUGCUUUGUUGCAAGUUUUCAACCAUUAUAUGGACUGGAAAUAUUAAGGAAUGUGUUGUCAAAUUAUGCAGUCAUGAUCUGUUUUUGUUUGUUGAAUACUGUAUAUUUAUUUUAUAUUAAAUCUUGUCUUAUGCAGGAAGCCUGUGUAAUAUUAUAUGUAUUGUGCCCAAAAUGUGGUAUUUGAUAACCAACUACUUUGUACUUCUCUUAUUCAUUUUAAUGAUAGUUUUCCCAGUGAAAUGGCCCCUUUAUAUAGGAUUUUCACAUUUGAUGUAUUUUUUUCUAACCAGUCUUAAUAUUGUCUUUUUGUAUGAAGAAUGACUAGUUCAAAAAUGGAGUUACGCCUAAUAAAGUUGCCUUAACUUUU